Molecule: messenger RNA, 1791 nt
Organism: Prosopis cineraria
Lineage: Eukaryota; Viridiplantae; Streptophyta; Magnoliopsida; Fabales; Fabaceae
Product: UDP-glucose flavonoid 3-O-glucosyltransferase 6-like
Molecular function (GO): UDP-glycosyltransferase activity
Source: RefSeq, a predicted model, not a curated record
UCCAAUAAAAAUCAAGGGGACACAAGCUUGAGAAGUGUGAGCUCUCUAGAAUCUAGAUAGAGCUCAGAAGCAUCUCCUUGGCUUGACCAAAAGAAAAGCAGAUUCACCAUUCUUCAGCCAGGCAGGCAUCUGUGCUUGAACCCCCAAUCCAAGAUGAAGAAAUCACGGCUAGUGUUCGUGCCUGCUCCCGGCAUGGGUCACCUUGUGUCCACCGUCGAGUUCGCCAAGCUUCUUAUCAACCAGGCACGCCUUUCCAUCACCGUCUUCGUCCUCAAGUCACCAGGCUCCACCAGCGUCGAUGCCUACACUGACUCUCUCACUGCCUCCCCUAACUUCCCCGAACGCCUCCACUUCGUUCAUCUCCCACCGACGAGUCUGCUCCAUUUACACGACCUCAUCCAGAACAACAUCCCCCUUAUCAAGCAGGCCGUGUCCGACCUCGUUCAACAGUCCCAAUCCGACCCUGACUCCCCCCGACUCGCCGCCUUCGUCGUCGACAUGUUCUGCACAGCCAUGGUCGACGUCGCCAACGAGCUCGCCGUUCCCACCGUCGUCUUCUACACCUCCGGCGCCGCAUUUCUCGGCCUUAUGCUCCAUCUUCACCAGCUCGGGGAACAGGGUGUUCUCGACAUGACGAUGCCUGACUUCAAGGACUCGGGCACUGAGUUGGCCAUCCCGAGUUUUGAGAACCCCGUGCCCGCUAAUGUUUUGCCCUCGGUGCUCCUAGAGAAGCAGUGGGAGGAAUUUGUGGACAAUUACGUCAAGGGCCUUCGGAAAGCGAAGGGUAUAAUUGUAAACACGUUCGAGGAGCUUGAAUCGCACGCUGUUCGCUCCUUUGCCCAAGGACAUACCAGGAUUUAUCCUGUGGGGCCCAUCUUAAGCGCUAUGGACGACGAAAAGGCUCAACAAAGAUCAGAUGUCAUGGAGUGGCUAGACAAUCAGCCCGAGUCGUCGGUUUUAUUCCUCUGCUUCGGGAGCAGGGGUUGUUUCGGUGAGGAUCAAGUGAGAGAAAUAGCGCGCGCUCUAGAGAACAGUGGGGUCCGCUUCUUGUGGUCCUUGCGUAAGCCCCCACCGGAGGGUUCAAAGAACAUUGCUGAUUACUCUGACCCGGCAGAGGUGUUACCAGAAGGGUUCUUAGAUCGGACUGCCCAGAUUGGGAAGUCAUUGGAUGGGCCCCCAGGCCCAGUGCUGGCCCAUGAAGCGGUUGGAGGGUUCGUGUCCCACUGCGGAUGGAACUCUACCCUGGAAAGUGUAUAUUACGGAGUGCCCAUUGCCACGUGGCCGCUAUUCGCAGAACAACAAACCAACGCGUUUGAAUUAGUGCGCGAGUUGAAGAUGGCCGUAGAAAUAUCAUUGGAUUACAGAAUGGCUUUCAGGAGAGAAAGCGAGCCGGGGGUAAUAAGUGCAGAGAGGAUAGAGAAAGGGGAAGAGGAAGUGAUGGAGAGAGAAAGUGAGAGGAGGAAGAAGGUGAAACAGAUGAGUGAGUUGAGUCGGAAGGCGCUGAAGGAAGGUGGAUCUUCCUACGCUUAUCUGGGCCGUUUCAUUGAGGAUAUACUGAAUGAUAGGAUGUGAAGCUAUCAAGAUUGAUGAAAGAACCAGCACAAGAAGACUUGUGUAACACUUUGUAAUUCAUAUACCACGAGGUGAGAGGACGUUAACUGCAUCAUUGGUGUUUGCUUGAAUUUACUUCGUUAAAUGCUCUAGCUUCCUGGUCCUCAUCGUCCUGUAUUAUUGGUGUUUCUUUUCUAUUACUUAUUUUAAAAUGAUUGCCACUGCGAAAUUUUAGUUUUA